This is a messenger RNA of Vigna unguiculata (cowpea), 686 nucleotides long. Its product is annotated as peptidyl-prolyl cis-trans isomerase 2-like. Lineage: Eukaryota; Viridiplantae; Streptophyta; Magnoliopsida; Fabales; Fabaceae. The record is from RefSeq and is a predicted model, not a curated record. Gene Ontology annotation, biological process: protein peptidyl-prolyl isomerization; protein folding. Gene Ontology annotation, molecular function: cyclosporin A binding; peptidyl-prolyl cis-trans isomerase activity. Gene Ontology annotation, cellular component: cytosol; cytoplasm; plasma membrane.
UCUUAACGGAAACUGAAACAUUAAUCCAUCUUCUGUUACUACACUGUGAUUCUCAUUUCCCGUCUCUCCAACUAUGCCGAAUCCUAGAGUCUUCUUCGACAUAACCAUCGGCGGCCAACCCGCCGGCAGAAUCGUGUUUGAGCUCUUCGCCGACACCACUCCUCGCACCGCCGAGAACUUCCGCGCCCUCUGCACCGGUGAGAAGGGAGUCGGUCGGAGAGGCAAGCCGCUCCACUACAAAGGCUCGAUCUUCCACCGUGUGAUCCCGAACUUCAUGUGCCAGGGCGGCGACUUCACCGCCGGAAACGGCACAGGCGGCGAAUCGAUCUAUGGUGCCAGGUUCGCCGACGAGAACUUUGUGAAGAAGCACACCGGUCCCGGCAUUCUCACCAUGGCGAACGCCGGUCCCGGAACCAACGGAUCUCAGUUCUUCAUCUGCACAACGAAGACGGAGUGGCUCGACGACAAGCACGUGGUGUUCGGACAGGUCGUUGAGGGACUGAACGUGCUGAAGGAGAUCGACGACAAGCACGUGGUGUUAGAAUACUUGUCGUUUUUAGAAAAGAAGACUGGUGCAGAAUUAUCACAAUAAAUUCUCAGCGGCUUGGAAAUACUAUCGAUUACUCCAAGUCCUGAAAUAAAGUUCCGCAACCAAUUAGCCUGAACUGUGGCCUCAAAGCAUGCCA